Molecule: messenger RNA, 4384 nt
Organism: Apaloderma vittatum (bar-tailed trogon)
Lineage: Eukaryota; Metazoa; Chordata; Aves; Trogoniformes; Trogonidae
Gene: CCDC88A
Product: coiled-coil domain containing 88A
Exons: 25
Biological process (GO): cytoskeleton-dependent intracellular transport; cytoplasmic microtubule organization
Cellular component (GO): centrosome; cytoplasm
Molecular function (GO): dynein light intermediate chain binding; microtubule binding
Source: RefSeq, a predicted model, not a curated record
AUGGAGAACGAAAUAUUCACACCCCUUUUGGAGCAGUUCAUGUCUAGCCCUCUUGUCACCUGGGUUAAGACAUUUGGACCGUUAGCUGGAGGAAAUGGGACCAACCUGGAAGAAUAUGUGGUGCUAGUGGAUGGCGUGUUUCUGAAUGAAGUCAUGCUGCAAAUUCAUCCGAAGUCUGCUAAUCAGAGGAUAAACAAAAAAGUAAACAAUGAUGCAUCAUUAAGGAUCCAAAAUUUGUCUAUUUUGGUGAAACAAAUAAAAACAUACUAUCAGGAGAAUUUGCAGCAGUUGAUCGUGAUGUCUUUGCCAAAUGUAUUGAUAAUUGGCAAAAAUCCUUUUUCUGAGCCAGGUACUGAAGAAAUCAAAAAACUCCUCCUGCUUUUACUUGGCUGUGCGGUUCAGUGUCAGAGAAAAGAAGAAUUUAUUGAAAGAAUCCAAAGUCUGGAUUUUGACACAAGAGCAGCUGUUGCAGCCCAUAUUCAAGAGGUAACGCAUAACCAGGAAAACGUGUUUGAUCUGCAGUGGGUGGACGUCAUUGUAUUGACACAAGAGUAUGUUGAACCUCUCUUGAAAAACAUGGCAUUACAUUUAAAAAGACUUAUAGAUGAAAGAGAUGAGCACUCAGAGACUAUCAUAGAGCUCUCCGAAGAGCGGGACUGUCUCCGUUUUCUACCUCACGCAUCAGCGGCACAAUCACCUUGUGGAUCUCCUGGCAUGAAGCGCACUGAAAGCAGACAGCACCUGUCGGUAGAGCUAGCAGAUGCCAAAGCGAAGAUAAGGCGGCUUAGGCAAGAGCUGGAGGAAAAAACUGAGCAAUUGCUUGACUGUAAACAAGAACUUGAACAGAUGGAAGCUGAACUAAAGAGACUUCAGCAAGAGAAUAUGAAUUUACUCUCAGAUGCCCGUUCUGCCAGAGUGUAUAGGGAUGAAUUUCGGGAGAAGGCAAUUCGAGUCGACAAGCUUGAAAGUGAAGUCAGCCGGUAUAAAGAGAGGCUGCAUGAUAUUGAAUUCUACAAAGCGAGAGUGGAGGAGUUAAAGGAAGACAAUCAAGUGUUGUUAGAAACAAAGACAAUGUUGGAAGAUCAACUAGAGGGGACCCGAGCCCGUUCCGAUAAAUUACAUGAGUUAGAAAAAGAGAAUCUACAAUUAAAAGCUAAAUUGCAUGAUAUGGAGAUGGAGCGUGAUAUGGACCGAAAAAAGAUUGAGGAACUCAUGGAGGAAAAUAUGACUCUCGAAAUGGCUCAGAAACAAAGUAUGGAUGAAUCAUUGCACCUUGGCUGGGAACUUGAGCAGAUAAAUAGGACUACUGAACUUUCUGAAGUGCCACAGAAGUCACUUGGUCAUGAAGUAAAUGAACUGACAUCAAGCAGAUUGCUGAAGCUGGAAAUGGAAAACCAAAGUUUGCUGAAGACAUUGGAAGAACUACAAAGUGCAGUGGGCUCUGUGGAAGGCAGCAGUUCAAGGGUUCUGAAAAUGGAAAAAGAAAUCCAAAGACUUAGCAAAAAGCUUGAAGAGCUAGAGAAUGAAAUUAGCCAAGAAAAACAAAGUCUUCAGAACAGUCAAAAUUUGAGUAAAGAUUUGAUGAAAGAAAAAACACAGCUUGAAAAGACACUUGAAGAACUUCGAGAAAAUUCAGAGCGACAAAUUAAGCUGUUAGAACAAGAAAACGAACACCUCAGUCAAACCAUAGCUUCUCUAAGACAACGCUCACAAAUCAGUGCUGAAGCAAGAAUGAAAGAAAUUGAAAAAGAAAAUAAGAUUCUUCAUGAGUCUAUUAAAGAGACCAGCAGUAAGUUAAAUAAAAUUGAAUUUGAAAAAAAACAAGUCAAGAAAGAACUGGAACACUACAAAGAGAAAGGAGAGAGAGCAGAAGAACUUGAGAAUGAGCUGCAUCACCUGGAGAAGGAAAACGAAUUAUUACAGAAAAAAAUUACUAACUUAAAAAUCACUUGUGAGAAGAUAGAGGCCUUAGAACAAGAAAACUCAGACCUGGAAAUGGAAAACAGAAAACUGAAAAAAACUUUGGAUAGCCUGAAAAAUCUCACUUUUCAAUUAGAAUCCUUAGAAAAAGAGAAUUCACAACUUGAUGAAGAAAAUUUAGAAUUAAGAAGAACAAUUGAAUCCUUGAAGUGUACAAGCAUUAAAGUGGCACAGUUACAAUUAGAAAAUAAGGAACUGGAGAGUGAAAAGGAGCAACUUAAAAAAAGCCUUGAACUCAUGAAAGCCUCCUUUAAGAAAACUGAGCGUUUGGAAGUCAGCUACCAAGGCCUAGACACAGAAAACCAAAGGCUACAGAAGGCCCUCGAAAACAGCAAUAAGAAGAUUCAGCAGUUAGAAAGUGAACUGCAAGAUUUAGAGUCUGAAAAUCAGACUCUGCAAAAGAACUUGGAAGAGUUAAAAAUCUCUAGUAAGCGCCUGGAGCAAUUGGAAAAGGAGAAUAAAUUGUUAGAACAAGAGACUUCUCAACUGGAGAAAGAUAAGAAGCAGCUAGAAAAAGAAAAUAAAAGGCUUCGACAACAAGCAGAAAUUAAAGAUAGUACUUUAGAAGAGAACAAUGUAAAAAUUAGUAAUCUGGAAAAAGAAAAUAAAUCCCUAUUUAAAGAAAUAGUUGUACAUAAAGAGUCAUGUGUACGUCUGAAAGAACUAGAAAAAGAAAACAAAGAACUCGUGAAAAGAGCUACCAUUGAUAAGAAAACGCUUGUCACUUUACGAGAGGACCUGGUGAAUGAAAAAUUGAAGACCCAACAAAUGAACAAUGAUCUAGAAAAACUUGCUCAUGAACUUGAAAAGAUAGGCUUGAACAAGGAGCGUCUCUUGCAUGAUGAACAGAGCAGUGAUGACAGGUACAAGCUUUUGGAGUCAAAAUUAGAAUCCACUCUUAAGAAGUCUCUCGAAAUCAAAGAAGAAAAAAUUGCUGCUUUGGAGGCUCGUUUAGAAGAAUCAACAAAUUUAAACAAGCAACUUCGUCAGGAACUUAAAACAGUGAAGAAGAACUAUGAAGCUCUCAAGCAAAGACAAGAAGAAGAAAGGAUGGUUCAGAAUUCUCCUCCAAGAAGUGGAGAAGACAGUCAAUCAGUCAAUAAGUGGGAGAAGGAAAAUCAGGAAACUACUAGAGAAUUAUUGAAAGUUAAAGAUAGAUUAAUUGAAGUGGAAAGAAAUAAUGCGACACUGCAGGCAGAGAAGCAAGCACUGAAGACACAAUUAAAGCAGCUUGAGACCCAGAACAGCAAUCUGCAGGCUCAGAUUCUUGCACUUCAGAGACAGACUGUUUCUCUACAGGAACAAAAUACAACUCUGCAAACUCAAAAUGCCAAGCUGCAGGUUGAAAAUUCCACCCUUAAUUCUCAAAGCACAUCUCUUAUGAAUCAGAAUGCACAACUGUUGAUCCAGCAGUCCACUUUAGAAAACGAAAACGAAGGUGUGCUCAAAGAGCGUGAGGAUCUGAAGUCCUUGUAUGAUUCACUUCUCAAAGAUCAUGAAAAACUGGAACAGUUGCACGAACGGCAAGCUUCAGAGUAUGAAACUCUCAUUGCUAAACAUGGAAGUCUUAAAUCUGCACACAAAAAUCUGGAGGUGGAGCAUAAGGACUUAGAAGAUAGGUACAAUCAGUUGCUGAAGCAGAAAGUACAGCUGGAAGAAUUGGAGAAAGUACUCAAGGUAGAACAGGAGAAAAUGCUGCAGCAAAAUGAAAAGCAUGAAACUGUAGCGGCAGAGUAUAAGAAACUUCGUGAUGAAAAUGAGAGGCUUACUCAUACCUACAGUCAGCUCUUGAGAGAGAAUGAAGUUCUCCAAACUGAUCACAAGAAUUUGAAAACAUUGUUGAACAAUUCCAAACUAGAGCAAACACGGUUAGAAGCUGAGUUUUCUAAACUCAAAGAACAAUACCAACAACUGGAUAUUACAUCGACAAAACUAAAUAAUCAGUGUGAGCUGCUUAGCCAGCUUAAAGGAAAUCUGGAGGAGGAAAACAGACAUCUACUAGAUCAAAUUCAGACAUUAAUGCUGCAGAAUAGAACAUUACUUGAGCAGAAUAUGGAAAGCAAGGAUCUCUUCCAUGUAGAGCAAAGGCAGUACAUUGACAAGCUAAAUGAAUUAAGGCGACAGAAGGAGAAAUUGGAAGAGAAGAUAAUGGAUCAGUAUAAGUUUUAUGAACCAUCUCCACCAAGAAGAAGAGGCAACUGGAUUACUCUGAAAAUGAGGAAGCUGAUAAAAUCUAAGAAGGAUGUUAAUCGAGAACGUUUGAAGUCUGUGACCCUUACGCCUACCCGUUCCGAAUCCAGUGAAGGAUUUCUUCAGCUGCCCCACCAGGACAGCCAGGAUAGUUCCUCUGUGGGCUCAAACUCUCUUGAAGAUGGCCAGACCUUGCUGACCAAGAAGAGCAGUA